UGUCAACACAUUGCCAUGCCUAGUUAUGUAUCCCUUGAAUGGAUGUCUGGUGCCUGUGAUGUUCAGUGUUUUGAAAGUGACAUGGUCUGAUUUUGGUUUCUGGCUGGGGCUGCACCCUUGAGCCCAACUAUUCCACUGGCUGUUUCAGGGAGGGAAACGACAGAGUAGCCUCUUGGUUUGGAGGAGACAGUAAUAUCCUGUUGGCUGUUUUUAGGCAUCUGUAGCUCAUGGUAGUUUUAUAUAGAGAUGAUGUCAUCAUGCUCAGUGAGAGGGCUGGAAGUGCGUAUUAUAUUCUAAGCCCAGAUAUCCCAGCUGGAGCUUUUCUUUUUCCAAUCUGACCCAUAAGGCUGAUGGAUUAGCUGUUCUACUGCAUUGGAAUGAGAAUAUAGUUCACAAGGUAGAGCUGAAUAGGCCCUCUGCGGUUUGUCACAAGACACUUAUUGUUUGUGUUCUUAAUACAGCGCAACAGUCUCUUUAAAUGUAUGUACUGGCAACACAGUUCUGGUUAUUUAUUGUAUUUUGCAAGAACUUUUACAAAUGUAUAUUAUUAAGGCAAAAGUCUUGCAAGAGGUCAGUCAUGAUCAUUUAACCCCUUAAUGCUAUGUUUUCAUAAAGAUUCCUGACACCACAAGUUUUGCAUACUGUGCAGACUUACAAGCCCGAGCUUCACUUUACUUUACCUUUGUUAAACACUACCACUGCAUUUAUGAGGGGUGUCCAGGUGUCCCAAAUGCAGUUACCAGUCUGUACUUCUUGUAAGAAAUGCAAUGAGACUGACUUGCACCAAAAAUGAGUCUAAAGUAAGCAUCCACCUUCCUUCAGAGCGUUGUUUAAACAUGUCCUGAGCAUGUGUUGGAAAUAGGGGAUUACUUUAAAAAGUACCCUGAGGGAGAACAUGCAAAACCCUGCAGUUUCCAAUUUCAUAUUCAUCUCCUUGUUACAUGUUUAUGACAACAAGGUACUAGGAAGUGGGUUUAAAUAGGACAGCGGUGGCACAUCUCACUGCAAUAUGAAACUACUCUAUAAAUACAUGUAACCUUUCUGCAUGUGCACACUAAUAGAACAUUAGGGAAAAGUAGCUUAACUCUAUUCUAACAUUACAGUCUUGCCUUGUCUGGGCUUGACAGUUGUGCUUUGAAGGAUAGGGUUGGUUUGACACAGGUGAAAAAUCUAAAGCAUUGAAAUGCAGUGGGACAGAAUUAGAAUGAGUGUGAUGUGUGCUGCAGCUCACUGGGCAAGGCAUGGAAAUGCUGUGUAUUGGUGUUUCUGUUUGUGCUGGUGAAUAUAAGAGGUGUGCAGCUCCAGGAGUAGUCCAUCCUUCCAGCCUAUCCGCAGCCAGGUCCCCAUCCCCACUGCCCAUGUCAUGCCCUCCACAGCAGGAACCCCGGUCACCAAGCCCCAGGCGCGGGCCACUGAUGAUGGGCAGGCUUACUCCACUCGCUCCAGCUCCUCCAGUUCCAAAUCCUCGCUAUCCAAGUCCGCUUCCUCUCCAAACCUGGAGGCACAAGGCGGGCCAGUGGUGGAAGGAGGCGCAGCCCAACAGGACUGUCUCAGCCGCUACCGCAGUCUCGUCAAUGGCUUAGAUCACUCCCUCUUCCCCGGUGCGGAUCAGACUCGGUUGGAUGACGGGCACCGGUUCGAGAUGCCCACUGUAGAGCCCACGUUGAACCAGUCUGCCCUGCUGGGAGGCUUCAGCCCGGAUGUCCGGAUGCAGCUGCACAUGACUGGCCUCGGGGAAGCGGCUGAAUGCCGGACUGAUCCAUACACUGCGACCCUAGGACAGAUGUACAAGGUGCUGCCUGAAGCCAGGGUGGGGCUCUCAUGCUCCUCGGACUGCUAUGGGAAAAGGGGUGUUCACCCAGGGCCUGGGGCUUCUGCCAGGGCCGGGUUGGGCCUGGAGCAGCUGGUCCUAGGGAGCUGUGAUCCCCCUCUGCAGGGACGGGGUGGUGAGCUGGCCAGCUGGCAGCAGCACAACCAGAAGGUGGAGAACCUCCGGUUGCAGCUGGAGCAGAUACAGCUGGUGGCAGGUGGGAGAGGGCAUUACCACCCCUCCCUGUACCCGCCCCCACUACAGGCAGAGAGCAGUCAGUGGGAGGCGGCGGUGAAAGCCAGUGAAGGCCUCCUGAAGGAGAAGGAGCUCAUCAUUGAGAGACAGAAACAGCAGCUCUGUCAGAUGGAGCAACGUCUGCGAGAGAGUGAGCUACAGAUACACGGAGCCCUCAUGGGUCGUGGAGCCCCCCUCACUGAUGUCUGCCUCUUAAGGCUCCAGGAGGCACAGCGGGAGAAUGCCUUCCUGCGCACCCAGUUUGCAGAGUGUAGCGACUCCUUCGCCCAGGAGAAGGUGGAGGCGGAGCGGCGUCUGGGAGCUGUGGAGGCGGAGACGCGGCGUCUGAGCGAUGCUCUCAAGGAGAGUGUGGAGAAGCAUGCAGAGGAGCUGAAGAAACAGGAGGAGAGGAUCCGCAACCGAGACAAGCACAUCAGUAACCUGAAGAAGAAGUGCCAGAAGGAGGCGGAGCAGAGCCGUGAGAAGCAGCAGCGCAUCGAGACCCUGGAGCGUUACCUGGCCGACCUGCCCACCAUGGAAGACCACCGGAGUCAGAGGAAACAGCUGGAGGCCGCGGAGCAGAAGGUGGAGGAGCUGCAGCACACAGUGGCAGAGCUGGAGGCUUGCCUGGAGGAGGCACGGUCAGCCACUCGCGCCAAAGAUAGCCAGCUAGAAGAGCAGAGACGCAGGGAGAGGGAGCUGCUCACCACGGUUACCAGUCUCCAGACGAGAGUACAGGAGGGGCUUGAAGACGGCGCUCGGUUACCCUCUCUGGACACGGAGAAGCUCCGAGAGGAGAACACGGCUUUAAAGGGUGAACAACAGAGGCUCAAAAAGGUUAUUGAGAAACAAUUAAGGAUGAUGGAACAUCUUGGCUCUCAGAUCAGGAGCGUGCAGCAGCACCUGGGUGAGGAGGAGAGCAGUAGCCAGGCUCUCAGAGAGGAGCUGGACUCCAAACAGCAGGAGCUGCACCAGCUACGCACUGCGAUGAAGGAGCUCUCGACACAGAACCAGGACCUGAUGGAGCAGAGUGUGAGUCUGCGGGAGCGUCUGCAGGCAGUGGAGGGGCCGGUGGGCUCGGAAAUGGCCUCCACGCUGCAGCCGAGUGUGGGCUGCCUCACCCAGCAGCUCCACAGGGAGAUGGCAGCUUGCCUGAGAGACCUGCGCUCGCUCUGCAGCGUCCUGACCCAGAGAGCACAGGGCCACGACCCCAACCUCUCUCUUUUGCUAGGGAUCAGCUCAGCUCCUACAGUGUCGGAGGUGUGUGAGGACUGGUGCAGUUCUGCAGUUUUGCAGAGGAAACUGCAGGAGGCACUACAGCUCCGCCAUGAUGUAGAGGAACUACGGACCACCGUCUCCAACCGCUACGCCCAGGACAUGGGUGACAACUGCACCACCCAAUGACCCAGCACCAUUACAGAUGGACCUAAACGUUCUAUGGCCCCACAGCCAAGACUCAGGUGCCUUCAUUCGGAAACGCUGUAUACCAGAAUCGCUGGCAGGAAUGAACAGAGCACGCUCCUGCUUCUCCUGUUCUAAAGGGCUAACUACACUAAUGCUAAUGACACUACAGUGGCCUAUUUUUAUACUAAGGACAUAUAUAAAGCUAUUUUUCUAAAUCCUCUGGCCAUUUUAAACAUUUUUUUGCCUAGUAGAAACAGUGUUAUGUGAUGCUGUCAUUCUCAUGUAGAUGGGAAAGAAUAAUGUGGUUGAUAAUCAACUGACAAAUAGGGUUUUUUUUGGGUUUUUUUCUCCCCCUUUUCUUUUGGAGUUGUGGAAACAUGAGGACAGAGACCAACGUGCCAUUAUUUAAGAUGGCGGCAUGUGUAGCUUUGCAUUUGUCAGACAUAACGUCUUAUGUCUGCCACCUCAGAUUAGCAUGAGCAUGGGAUGAACACUACAUGUCUUCUCACCUGACUCACCUAUCCCACCUGUGCUAAGUGAAACAUGCUGUGCCUUUACUGACAAUCCAAAGUCCACAGAUUAUUAUAUACAUGAUAUGUGUACCUGUUAUUGCAGUUAGAGUGGCUUCAAUAAAGUCAUUUAUGAGGCAUCUUGACAGGCGAGAGAAUAGCGGUUGGUUUUUGAAAGCUUUCCAUCUUUGUCGAAACAUUCCAUCCCAUCUAACGCAUUUCAAGUUUCAAGCCCUUUUAUGUUGAUUUCUUGAUGCUACACAAACAAGCUAACUAAAGUAGAGGGACUUAAAGGAUAACGGUGCCCAUGACUCUGAGGAGGCAGUCUUCCUGCUGUAGUGUUGAUCUGUUGAAAGGCAGUAAGCUUUUUUUUUUUUUUUAAUUCAGUGCAUCAGAAACAAUGUCAUAUUACAUUUGACACAAUGAAGGACGCUCUGGAGCGUCUCAGUAUUGGUCAGUUUAUCACCAAAUGGCUGACACUUUUUUGAAUGCUAGUGAAUGCUAGCUGUGAACCUACAACUGCUGUUCUUAACAAUGGGUGAAAGCUAAUUAUGAUCAGUUUUGGCUGUCAUACCUGUUAGCAUUCAUUUACAUCAGCAAGGAAAGGUAUUCAUUUAUACUGGCAAUAGGUAGUUUGCCCUGCCCUGUGAAUAGGAUGGAUGGAUUUGGUUCAGUAUGCCAGACAAGUACGCAACUGCUAAACAAUGUAUAAACUAGUAACAUAAUCACAGUCACUCUUUCUAGUAGGGCUUUUACAUACCUGUGCAUUUGAACACCACCAUUAAUAAGUUCUGUCCCCCCCCCCCAAUAAAGUUUUCAUUAAUUUGUAAAUACAAAUACGUAUAUUCUGUGUACUAUGAUGUCACACCUUUCAUUUGAAAGCACAGCAGUAUUAAGAUGUUCCUUCUAUAAAUUGGAAGGGGAAGUACUGUGGAGAAUAGUGCUACAAGCAAGUGCCAGGUUCAAGAGAAAUAUUUCUGAAUUAACAUAAUAAGAAACUCUAGUACAGUUCUGGUUCUACUUUUAAUGUAACCAGCCAAGUAUGCCUAGUAUACCCUCAACCCUACAAACCCUGCAACACUACAAAUGUAUAUAUGAUGUUUUUGAGUUUAUAUUCCUUUUAGAAAUAAAGCCUUUUUUCUCUUGAA
Messenger RNA from Electrophorus electricus (electric eel), 5105 nucleotides. It is a transcript of the gene cep85, whose product is annotated as centrosomal protein 85. NCBI's taxonomy places the organism in Eukaryota, Metazoa, Chordata, Actinopteri, Gymnotiformes, Gymnotidae. The record is from RefSeq and is a predicted model, not a curated record. Gene Ontology annotation, cellular component: centrosome.